CAGCCACAGCAGAUCUGUUGUCCGGUUCACUAUCCGAGGCCCAGGGUCGGCUUUUCGAGCUCUGGCAGCCAUGGCAGAAACGGAGUUACAAAGCUUUACCUCUAUCAUGGACGCUUUGGUUCGCAUUAGUUCUAACAUGAAGAGUAUGGAAAAGGAGCUGCGUUGCCCGGUAUGUGAUGAGAUGGUGAAGCAGCCCAUCCUUCUGCCCUGCCUGCACAGUGUGUGUCUGCUGUGUGCGGCAGAGGUGUUGGUACAAAGAGGUUACCCUCCUCCAGACCUUCCUCCAGAGCCCAACUCACCGGCCUCAACACCCAACACUCGCUCCCCUCGACAGGCACGAAGACCAACACCCAGAACGCCCGACCGCCUGGAACGAGUCCUCAGAACAGUGUGCGGCACAUACCCAGGGCGGAGGCGGAAAGAGACGACCCUUCCCCCCAUGUUGUUCCCGUGUCCUUCCUGUCAGCAGGACGUGGAGCUCGGAGAGAAAGGCCUGACAGACUGCCUCCGCAAUCUCACACUGGAGCGGAUUGUGGAGAGGUACAGGCACACAGUGAGUCUGGGCAGCAUAGCCAUCAUGUGUGGUUUCUGUAAGCCUCCUCAGUCUCUGGAGGCUACAAAGGGCUGCGCUGACUGUAAGUCCAACUUCUGCAACGAAUGUUUCAAGCUCUACCAUCCCUGGGGAACCCCUCGAGCUCAGCACGAACACAUUUUACCCACCAACAACUUUCGACCAAAGGUCUUGGUGUGCACAGAGCAUGAGCAGGAGAGACUGCUGUGGUACUGCCGUGACUGCCAGAAGUUACUGUGCCCACUUUGUAAGCUCCGUCGUGUCCACCAUGGGCACAAAGUGUUGCCCAUAGCACAGGCUUACCAGGCCCUCAAGGACAAAGUUAACAAGGAAGUCAACUUCAUUCUGGCCAACCAGGAGACAAUACAGAGUCAGAUCACUCAACUGGAAGCUGCCAACAAACAGAUGGAGGCGAACAGCUCAGUGGCCCUGCAUCAGCUGACCCACUGUAUCAGAGAGUUGGGGGCGGCCAUCUCGGAGCGUCAGGGUGCUUUGGCCCUGGCCCUGGAGGGGUCCCACUGCAAGAAGGGGGAAGCCCUGUCUUCCCAGGUGUCAGAGAGGAGGGGCCUGCUGGAGCAUGCAGGCCUGAUGGCCUACACACAGGAGCUGCUCAAGGAGACCGAUCAACCUUGCUUUGUACAGGCUGCCAGAGUCACUCACAGCAGGUUAGGGAAGGCCAUAGAAAACCUUCAAUGUUUCACUCUCUCAGCUGAUACCUCCUUCAGACACUUUCAUCUGGACACGUCCAAAGAGGUUAAACUCAUCCACAGCUUGGAUUUCAUACAUGCCCCACUGGCUCCAGUCAUCGACACUCAGAAGACACUUGCGUACGAUCAGCUGUUUUUGUGCUGGCGCCUCCCUCAGGACUCGGCCCCGGCUUGGCACUUCUCUGUCGAAUACCAGCGGCGAGCGGGGGGAGCAGCAGCGACAUGGGGCGGCACCAGAUCCCCCAACGCUGCGACAUCGUGGCUGCGUCUGGACGAAGUGAGAGGGACCAACGCUGUGGUUGAUCAGCUGCAGAUGGACAGUGUGUAUGUGCUCAGGGUGAGAGGCUGCAACAAGGCCGGGUUUGGAGAGUACAGUGAAGAAGUUUACCUCCACACUCCACCAGCACCUGUGUUGAGUUUCUCCUUGCACUCUCGCUGGGGGUUGCACGCUGACAGGCUGGCUUUGGGUAAAGGCCAGACGUAUGCCCGCAGUGUGCCAGGCCUCUCCCUCCUGCAGGCCGCAGACCGCACACUCACUUCAUGCCACUUGACUUCCGACCUGCUAGUGGGCGACUUGUCUGUCAAUCAAGGCAGACACUACUGGGCCUGCUCUGUGGAGCCUGGUUCCUACCUGGUUAAGGUAGGAGUAGGCCAGGAGGCUAAGCUACAAGAAUGGUUUCAUCUCCCUCAGGACAUGGCCAGCCCUCGCUGUGACCCAGACAGUGGCCAUGACAGUGGGGCAGAGGACGGCCAGGACUCUCCUCCCUACUGCUUCCUCACAAUGGGAAUGGGCAAAAUCCUGCUUCCUCAAGGACACGGUCACACUCAUACCCAGGGGGACAGCCAUAGCCUGGGGGGAGUGCACUCCCAUAGUAGCAACCAUAAUAACCUGCCUCACCCUCACACUGCUCCCCUGCCACCCCGACUGGGAGUGUGUCUGGACUGUGACAAAGGACGUGUCACUUUCUACGAUGCCCACUCGUUGCGGAUCCUGUGGGAGGCGCACAUGGACUGUUCCUCUCCUGUGUGUCCAGCCUUCUGCUUCAUCGGCGGGGGAGCCCUGCAGCUGCAGGACCUCGUGGCAAACCGGAGCGUCGAAGAGCCGCCACCACGCAGGGUAACUAUCCAAACACGUGCAACAAAUCUCAGCAAAUAAAUAGUGGUGAGGGCAGUUUAUGUGCACAGUUCACUCAGUUUUCCUGAUGUCUGUAGAGCUAAAGGUGGUUUUUAUUCACCACUUAAUCUGAGUUCAGAACUAAUUGCCUUGAGAACUUUAUCUAAAUAUCAGAUGUGCUUUUGCUUUUGCACUUGGCCUGAAUAUCAAGUCUGACUUUUGGUUAUUUGGUUUUCCUGCUUUCUUUAUUCUCAAUCUUGCCAUGCUCCUAUGGACUUUGAAGUGAUUGUAGACUAUGCAGAGUUAUGUUGGCAGGGUGAAGUAAUCCCCUUUAAAAAAGGUUUAUCUGUUUGCAGCAUAAGAAGAAAGUCUGCCCUUUUUUACACGUCUUCAUUUUUUCCAGAAUGACUGGACGAAAAUGUUGCAUGCAAGUGUAACUAGGAUUCCUUACUGGCAUAUAUACAGAUAAAUGAAGCCUCGUAAAAGCACCUCAGAUGUACUGUAUGUCUAAUUUUAUAACUUGAUUGUUUUAUGUAGCCUCAACAAAGUGUUAACGGUGUGUAUAUAAUUCAGAAUAAGAGAUUGUGAAUUUACUGCGGUAGUUAAAUGUAAUGUUCUGGAGGCUCACGUCAUUAUGUCAUGUCUCACAAUCUGAAAAGUCCUAGGUGGAAUUUUAUGAAGUUGUUGUUUUGCAUUUCAAAAUGGAUAUGUGUGGCAUUUCAAUAAACACGCUCACAGUUG
Messenger RNA from Gymnodraco acuticeps, 3133 nucleotides. It is a transcript of the gene trim46a, whose product is annotated as tripartite motif containing 46a. Gene Ontology annotation, molecular function: protein binding; zinc ion binding. NCBI's taxonomy places the organism in Eukaryota, Metazoa, Chordata, Actinopteri, Perciformes, Bathydraconidae. The transcript is spliced from 13 exons. The record is from RefSeq and is a predicted model, not a curated record. Bases 71 to 2434 code for a protein of 787 amino acids.